Molecule: messenger RNA, 482 nt
Organism: Nyctereutes procyonoides (raccoon dog)
Lineage: Eukaryota; Metazoa; Chordata; Mammalia; Carnivora; Canidae
Gene: SPMAP1
Product: chromosome unknown C17orf98 homolog
Exons: 3
Coding region: 1-465 (154 amino acids)
Source: RefSeq, a predicted model, not a curated record
AUGUCGCACUUGUGCGAGUGUCCUCUGCGGCUGGAGAAGAGCUUCAUUUUGGAUGGCGUGGCCGUGAGCACCAUGUCCCGCGCCUCCGAGCGCGUGAGGCCCAAGCUCUGGUCGGCGAUUCCGCCCUACAACGCUCAGCAGGACUGCCACGCCCGCCGGUACUUCCAGAGCCGCGUGGUUCCGCCGGUUCUGCGGAAGACUGAGCAGGAUCACGGUGGCACAGGAAGAGAUGGCUGGAUAGUGGACUAUUUCCACAUCUUCGGGCAAGGACAGAGAUACCUGAACAGGAGAAAUUGGGCAGGGGCAGGGCAUUCCUUCCAGCAGGUGACUGGGCAUGAUUACUACAAUGCAGAACUGAGGAUGAUCAGGGGGUUCAAUGGUCGAUUUGGCUACCGCCGAAACACCCCAGCCCUCCGCCAGCGCCCGUCGGUCUUUGGAGAGGUCACCCAGUUCCCCCUCUUCUAACAGCAUCUUUACCUUUC